Messenger RNA from Acromyrmex echinatior (Panamanian leafcutter ant), 2628 nucleotides. RefSeq lists its product as uncharacterized. Lineage: Eukaryota; Metazoa; Arthropoda; Insecta; Hymenoptera; Formicidae. The record is from RefSeq and is a predicted model, not a curated record.
GAAAGCAAACUUAUCAUGGCGAAAACGAAUAGAAUAAGUUAUCGUGACUCACUUCAAAAUUAAGAUAUUCGUCUUUCGUUACUUUGUGGAUAAUUGAAAUUUACAAGUGAUGCACAUACAUAAAGUCGAGCACAGAAUUUUUAAAUAAAUUUAGAUUCGGAUCUAAAAAAAAAAGACAAAGAAAUGCUUUCCUUAAAAGCAAACGCCGCGCUGGCGCGUCUGAAAGAGAUCGAGGAGAAAUACAAGAUGAAGAGCAAAGAGCAGAAAUGGAAAGAGGAUACAGACAGCUCGAUAAGCAGCGUCUCAAUUCCUUUGGACAGUUCGAAGGAAUCAUCAAAGAAAAUUACAAAGCUCAAACUCGAUAUAAAAAUGCCGGAUACUCGAUUUGAAGGACACGCGGAGGAAGCGAAACUUUCGUCGAGAAAUGAAAUAUCGACGCCAGACAAAGUGAGCGCGAAACUUCCCGAAGAAGCCGCUGAGAUCGAUCUUGAGGAUGCGUCAUCAUUAGAUGAUAAAUUGUCGCGUUCCGCAGGAAAACAAGAAAGUCUUAUCUCGGAUCCAAUGACGAUUCAGGAGAGCAGUUCGAUCGAAAGCGUGCUCGAUGACUCAGUAAUUCCAUCAAAAUCACUCUCGCACUCGAAAACAUCGCGGCGAAACUCUUUCUCGGCCAGCGGACGAUCUUCCGGACGUUUGGAGAGAACAAAAAUCACUGCGAAGUCCGAGGGAGGAAAGGAGUUUAGUAAAUCAUCCGAAAUCUCGAGGGGGAAAGCACCGUCUGAUAAUUCAAUUUCGAAGCGACUAAGAUUGUCUGGAAAAUCAAACGAGACUUCCAGGAUCGACCAAAAAAAGUGUUUUAUUGAUGUCAAAGCGACAGAAACGUCGAAAAAGGUAGAUUCUAAAAGAAUUCAAGAUAAUUUUAAGGAUUCGGAAUUUUUACGUGAUGAUAGCGUUGUCGAGGAGUCGAUUGGUAUGAUGGAGAACGGCAGUGAAAUUAUUUCGGAACUUUCCCACGUCGAAGAAAGCUUUGUGACUAAAAUUGAAGACAUUAUCGACGUUUCCGACAAUUCUAAACAUGUAACAGACAAAAACGCUUCCGUGACAGUUUCCAACAGUUCGAAAAGUCUAGCUGAAAACGGAUAUGCGAACGAUACCUUCGAGGACAUUUCCAGCUCGAGCAUUCGAUCGCAGCGCGAGGAAAUGAUUAAUGGAAAGAAAGAGGUGCAAAUUAAUGGAGUGGGAUCUGGGAAAAAAAUGGACAUUGCGGAAUACAGAUUUUAUCAGGACAGUACUGAGGAGUACAGUGACGGAUUCGAUCUGAUGCCGAAAAGUGCAACCAAGAUUGAUCCGAGACCAUCAGACCACGUCAGCGAUCUCGAGAGCAUCAUCAGGAAUCCAGAUAACAUGAGUGUACGUUCAUUGAAAUUGCCACGAUCCGUCAAUUCGCGUUCGAAAAAUCAGAGAAGUUAUCAGUGUCGAAAGGAGUCAUUUCGAGAAGAAAAUGUUUCAAGUGGUGAUAAUGCAAUCGGUCUGACGAAUCUUUCAACCGUAAGUUCCAAUAAGAACUCAUUGGAUUCCUCGGAUUCGUUGACCGGCGACGUGACGAAGACAGAUGAGAAGAAAAACUCCUCGAGGAUGACUGUCCGACAAGAAAGCAACCGGAAAGAGCGUGAGGAAGCGAACAGAGCGAGGGAACGCGCGGUGAUAGAUGUCAUCGGAUUGCCGGUGGCGAACGACGACGACUGGCUCGAGUCGGCUAAAUCUAAUUUGUCGUUAGAGAAGAAUAAAGAGAGAAGAGAAGAUAUUUUAGAAGAAAACUUAGAUCAACGGAUUCCGAAAAAACAGAACGCCGAAUAUGUACUGAAAAAAAGAUCACACAAAGAUGCAUCGGCUAAAAAACACACGAAUUCGAAAACUGCGACAAAAGCAUCGAAAAGCCCCUUUGAUAAGAAAAGCGCGUCUCAAAUCCAGAAUAUAUUGAAGACGAGAAAAGUGAAAGAAGAGAACGAAAAUUGCCACUCUUCGGAGAAACAUAAAAUUUCUAAUCAUAAUAGUCAUGAACAUAACUUCAAGAGAAGAAAGAAAGGAACGAGAACAACGAAUUCGAAGUCAGCCGUCAAUCGUAAUAGCACAGGAAGUCAUAAGGAAGACAAAGCUUUGAGAUUUGACGGGAAACAAAUGCGCGGACUUCGGAAGCGGAUUGUCGAACUACGACUGCAGCAAGAACGAGAAGAUCUCCAGAAAUAUCUACACAAAUUGAAGAACUUAAGACUAGAAUUGGGUUCUACUGGAAGUUAUUUUAAGCCUCUGAAAUUUCCGAAGAUUGCAGAAUUUACGCAGCUUGAUGUAGAUGACUUGGAAUCGAAGCCGAACGAUCAGUUUCGGGAGAGAGUUUUCGCGAUUAGGUAUUGGUUGAAGGAUCAAUACAUUUUGUAUCGCGACUACUGUACUAUGGCGCAAGCGAUCAAUGCUCACUAUGUUCCCACAACGUUGGACGAUACCAAAAAGACGAUACGCGAGCUGCGGAAAACGACGAUUAAAACCAGGUGACGUUGAUGCACCCAUUUGAACCACCAUAUUAUAUGCGACUCGUUGAAACUGUUUAUGAUCUAGUGCUGAAUUUGGAUGCUU